This is a messenger RNA of Impatiens glandulifera, 1735 nucleotides long. RefSeq names its product 26S proteasome regulatory subunit 7. Bases 158 to 1438 code for a protein of 426 amino acids. Gene Ontology annotation, cellular component: proteasome regulatory particle, base subcomplex. Gene Ontology annotation, biological process: proteasome-mediated ubiquitin-dependent protein catabolic process. Gene Ontology annotation, molecular function: proteasome-activating activity; ATP binding; ATP hydrolysis activity. The record is from RefSeq and is a predicted model, not a curated record. NCBI's taxonomy places the organism in Eukaryota, Viridiplantae, Streptophyta, Magnoliopsida, Ericales, Balsaminaceae. The transcript has 11 exons.
CUUCAAAAGUCUGCAGUCAUUCAUCGUCUUCCCGUCGAUAACCAUCAGCACAGCAAAGCAAAGCAAAGCAAAGCAAAGCAAAGCUUGCUUCUUUCCCGUUUCAUUCAUUCAUUCGCCGGCAUCUUUCAUUCUCCUUAGCGAAGAUAAUCAAUAUUCAAUGGCUCCUGAACCCGAAGAUGAGAUCAAGGACGAGAAGAACCCUAGACCACUCGACGAGGAUGAUAUCGCUCUUCUCAAGACCUAUGGAUUGGGACCUUAUUCUUCAAGCAUAAAGAAAGCAGAGAAGGAAAUUAAGGAAAUGGCUAAGAAAGUGAAUGAUCUGUGUGGUAUCAAGGAGUCUGACACAGGCUUGGCUGCACCUAGUCAAUGGGACCUUGUUUCUGAUAAGCAAAUGAUGCAAGAAGAGCAACCUCUCCAGGUUGCAAGGUGCACAAAAAUAAUAAACCCCAACACUGAAGAUGCUAAAUAUGUCAUAAAUGUUAAGCAGAUUGCUAAGUUUGUUGUUGGAUUAGGUGAUAAAGUUUCCCCAACUGAUAUUGAAGAAGGGAUGCGUGUUGGAGUUGAUCGCAAUAAGUAUCAGAUUCAGAUUCCUUUGCCUCCAAAGAUUGACCCUAGUGUAACCAUGAUGACAGUGGAGGAAAAACCAGAUGUCACAUACAAUGAUGUUGGUGGAUGCAAAGAGCAGAUUGAAAAAAUGAGAGAGGUUGUUGAAUUGCCUAUGCUUCAUCCUGAGAAGUUUGUGAAACUUGGAAUUGACCCUCCUAAAGGAGUGCUGUGCUAUGGUCCCCCUGGUACUGGUAAAACACUUUUAGCCAGGGCUGUGGCAAACAGGACAGAUGCUUGUUUCAUCCGUGUUAUUGGGAGUGAGCUUGUCCAGAAAUAUGUUGGUGAGGGUGCUCGAAUGGUUCGUGAACUGUUUCAGAUGGCGCGUUCCAAAAAGGCAUGUAUUGUAUUUUUUGAUGAGGUAGAUGCUAUUGGAGGUGCCCGGUUUGACGAUGGUGCUGGUGGGGACAAUGAGGUCCAAAGAACAAUGCUUGAAAUUGUCAACCAACUUGAUGGGUUUGAUGCUCGUGGAAAUAUUAAAGUUCUGAUGGCAACAAACAGACCUGAUACAUUGGACCCAGCUCUACUACGUCCUGGGCGUCUAGAUCGUAAAGUUGAGUUUGGUCUUCCAGAUAUGGAGAGUAGAACACAAAUAUUUAAGAUCCAUACGCGAACUAUGAAUUGUGAAAGGGACAUACGCUUUGAGCUCUUGGCCCGACUCUGCCCCAAUUCUACUGGAGCCGAUAUCAGGAGUGUGUGUACGGAGGCUGGAAUGUAUGCGAUUAGAGCGAGGAGGAAGACUGUAACCGAGAAGGACUUCUUGGAUGCCGUGAACAAAGUCAUCAAGGGUUAUCAGAAAUUCAGUGCCACUCCCAAGUACAUGGUCUACAAUUGAUCGUGUUACAUUUAUUGUUUUUUUACUUAAUUCAGUCCCGAGUCUAAGAUGUUUGUUUAUUACCCCCAUUUGGUUAUGAUGGCGGUUGUUGGUUCUUUCGAUUGAGGAAAAGAAUUGUACCGAGUUACUUGAGAUGUUAAACAGCUUUAAGAUUCGGGUUGUUUAUUGGUGAUUGGUUGGUGUUUUCAAUUAACUAGGCAGUAGUUUUCCCAAGUUUAUAGGAUUGAUUCGAAAACACUAAUGUACCGGGAUCUGGAUAUGAUUAAGAAUCGCCAAUGAAUUUAUGGUCUUUUUUCA